Molecule: messenger RNA, 3461 nt
Organism: Darwinula stevensoni
Lineage: Eukaryota; Metazoa; Arthropoda; Ostracoda; Podocopida; Darwinulidae
Source: the annotation of a GenBank genome assembly
GAGGGAACGUGAAGGGGUCGGGAAGUCUCAUAAUAAGGAAGCCUCGCCUUUGCUUCCCUCUCUCUCCGUCUUAUGACUGUGCUGUGCACACGGCCCUCUCUCUCUGUUGGUGCUCUUAUUACGAAAUCGCAGUGCUCACGUGCAUGGCCAUGCUGGAAGCCAGUUCCAGAUCUCUCGAGUGAACUGCGGAAACCAAGACCCGCAGUAUCGUCAGAUCCAGAUCCAGAUCCCGAGGAUCCUUGGAGAGACUGAGACAUGGUCUUUCGACACCUCGGUUCCCACUGGGUGCCCGCCACGUGCUGCGUGCUGUGCUGCUGCGUCCUCACUGCCUCCUGCCUCGACCAUACCCAUUUCCUCAAGCACAUCUUCGAUAAGUACGGGUCGGAGGGGGUCAUCACAUACGAGGGGUUCGAGCACCUGCUCCAGAACCUGGGCCUGGGUCGCGUCGUCAUCGAGGACCACGAGGUUAAGGACCAUUUCAUGGACAACGGCACGUUUUUCACCUUCCACGAUGGCAAUCAUUCUCAUACACGUGCCCUUGACCUCGAUUCCCAACCUUCUCGUCAGGAACAGAAUUCCGUCCGACUUCAGCCUCCUUCCGGAGUGGAAGAAAAGGAAAUCCGAACGAAGACCGAAGACUUGUCCGGACCGCACAUGGCCACCUCGUCCCCGGAUGACCUCGUCUCUGACGCCGACGUCAUCAUCGUUAAGAAGGAGCUUCCGGCCCCUCCGUUCCAUGGCCAGUGCAUCUUCUCCGUCUUCUUCCUCCCCUCACAUGUUACACUGCGUGCACGCGGAGCGUCUGACGAUCACAGCAUGAAAGACCUGGGUUAUGUGGGGAUCCAACCCUGUUUGAGCCCCGAGGAGAUAUACGAAUCCUACGGGCUGACGCCGGACACCGACGUGAUCUCGUACGUGAACUUCCUUCACCUCUGCCCGGCCAUCGUCUACGAGCUGGACCAAAGUGUGUGUCGAGAAGGCCGUCCCCAUCGACAUGAUUCCGGAGGGAAUGCGGACGAGGACUCGUCCGAUCUAUCCAUGGUUUGGAUGUGCUCCUUGGUGAGCGUGUUGGUGAUCAGUCUGUGCGGAGUGCUGGGAGUGCUGGUGAUCCCCAUUAUGCAUCGCGUCUUCUACCAUCACCUCCUCCAGUUCCUUGUCGCCAUGGCUGUCGGGUCUCUGACCGGCGAUGCCGUCCUUCAUCUCCUUCCUCAUGCAUUCUCCAGUGGACAUGUGCAUCCCCACGAGGACGAGGAGCACUUGGAACCCCUGCCCCUCCUCCAUAGGGAUGAGGGAGGUGAAAGGGGAGCUAGGGAUGAGAUGGAGGUGGUGUACAAGGCCUUGGCCACUUUGGGCGGUAUGGCAUUGUUCUUCCUCACUGAGAGAGCUGUUGGGAUGGUCAGCACCUGCAAGGAAGCCAAGAGCAACCAGGGAGAUGCUGCAGGGAAGAAGCAUGGUCAUGUAGGGCAUGGACACCACCACCAUCACCGUCACAACCUUCCAUGUUCGACAACAUCACCUGAGCAGUACAUUGGGGAGAAGCUGUCCCGACAGCAACGAUUCAGUGCAUACAGCCUCUGCUUCCAGGAUCUCCUUGAAUCUGAGAAUGGAGGGAAAGAUGAGAGAGAGGAGGGGAAGACAUGUUAUGAGGAGGAGGAUUCAUGCAUUCUUCCCAGUCACAUUCAGCCACAAGCAGGGAACAACAACAGCAGCCAUGUCCCCUGCUACCAGGAUCAUCACCAGAUGCAGACGUUUCUUCCUCCUGAUGACUACCAAGACCCUUCAAUGGAACACCUUCAAAGUGACAUACCAGUUGUAGAAAUAGGAGGAGCAACCAUGGAUAUGGUAACGACGUCAUACUGUGAUAAUGGGAACGGCACAAAAGACCCAUCAGGUGAGGAACCUCACCACCACCACCACCAUCACCACCACAAGAUAGGAGGCAGUCCUGGGAGCAUGAGUGCAGUGGCAUGGAUGGUGAUCCUUGGGGAUGGGCUGCACAACUUCAGUGAUGGGUUGGCAAUCGGAGCUGCAUUUGCAUCCAGUCUUGCCAUUGGCUUCUCCACUUCUAUUGCUGUCCUUUGCCAUGAGCUCCCUCAUGAAAUAGGUGAUUUUGCGGUGUUGCUGAAGACAGGGAUGACAGGGAAACAGGCGCUUUUUUACAACCUGGUCUCAUCAAUUCUUUGCUUCCUUGGCAUGAUAUUUGGAGUGUUCCUUGGAAACAUCCAUUCCUUUUCCUCUUGGAUCUUUGCCCUCACAGCCGGGAUGUUCCUCUAUGUUGCCCUUGUUGACAUGUUGCCAGAGCUGUCAACAGAUCCACACACAGAAUCCGUGUCAUCAGCACUAGGAUUACUGGCAUUGCAGCUGAGUGGGAUGAUCCUUGGUGCCAGCAUCAUGCUUGUCAUUGCUGUCAAGGAACACGAUCUCAUACACAUCUUCCACGAGUCUUCCUGAUCUGCAGCACCUUUUUGAUCUUGUCGUCCAUCCCUCUCUGAAUUACAUUAUUGUAUGUGAGAUGCUGUGCUGGCAGUCUCUCUAAUACCAUAACAUCACACCAUGUUAUAGUCCCACUGCAGACGUGCAUGUUUGUGCUGAUUCUCAUUAAUGUGGCUCUUGAUUAGUAAAAUGAAACUUUACAUUUUCUGAAAGGAACUACAUAAAAGUCUUUAUAACAUCAUAAGAGCUGUCAACUUAGUAGUUAUAGACUUUGACUGGAUUAAUUUCAGGCACCCAUAUUGUCAGUUUAUAUGUUACCGAUUCAUAAUUUCUGCAAGUCAUGUCUGCUGUACAUGUAAUUUUUACUUGAGGUUGGUAGGAAUGACAGAUGCUUAGUGGUCUACUGCCAUACCAAAAAAUAAACAAACUCUACCAAAGUUCCCUCAGUAUGGAAGAAUAAGUCUUUGUAUCCUAUUUUCCUCAUCUGAUCAUCUCAUGAUUUGAUGUGAUUGAGCUUAAUAGAGCAGAGGACCUUCUCUUCAUUUUGUGCCAUUUGCUUACUUGUCUGUGCCAAUUAGUUUGAACUAUUGUAAUUAAAUGCAUUGAAUUAAGGUAAUUUUGGGGUUUUAGCAGUGCUGGGAAUGUGCCUAGAGGAUCAAUGCUUCCAUCCUGCAGGUAGUGAUGACUUGAUUGCAUUUUUGAGAAUGCUUGCAUAUUUCUUGCUGUUCCUAGGUUUCUCCAGGAUGUCAUAGUUUAUUUUCUAGCCAAGCACAUUUUUGGAGAGGUACAAACUUGCAAGGUUGUUUCUGGAUAUUGAUCCCAAAGUUUUGCACGUGUUUAGGAUCUCAUAUGAAAGCACCAAGCUCAGUCCAAAUACCAUAGAGGACAAUGAAAACCAGAAAGACAGCAGAAGUGAUAAGGUGUUAAUACUGAAUCACAUCAGUGCAUCCUGCAGUCCUUUUCUUUGCAUGGGCAAAGCUAUUCUUUUCCCAUGCUAGUGCCUUGGAAAUAAAGACCAUCCCUGUUUU